Paramormyrops kingsleyae is the source of this 1960-nucleotide messenger RNA. RefSeq names its product receptor-type tyrosine-protein phosphatase H-like. Gene Ontology annotation, cellular component: signaling receptor complex. Gene Ontology annotation, molecular function: protein tyrosine phosphatase activity; protein binding. Gene Ontology annotation, biological process: peptidyl-tyrosine dephosphorylation involved in inactivation of protein kinase activity. Lineage: Eukaryota; Metazoa; Chordata; Actinopteri; Osteoglossiformes; Mormyridae. The record is from RefSeq and is a predicted model, not a curated record.
AUGGCUGUGGGUAAAGGAGCAACAGUUGCAUUUCCAGUUAAAAGUUUAAAUGUCACCGCUAAAAAUGCCACAUCACUGGUAGCACACUGGGCCACUCCUGUUGGAUGUGUACAAGAUUUCCUGCUGUCACUAAAUCACAGCAAUAAACGAGCAAUGGGAAAUUCCAUUGAAUUCCAUAAUCUGCUGCCUGGCUACAGCUAUAGAGUUAGCAUCAUUGUCUAUGGAUUUGGAGAACCGUCAAAAGAAGUGUCCGUUACUACAAAUACUUAUCCUGCAGAUUUAGUGGGCGUAACCUGUGGGUACGCAUCAUCGGGCUACAGCAUUGCAUUAUCCUGGCCACCCCCAUUUGGAAUUUGGACAAGAAUGGAGGUGAAGCUUGCUGGACAAAGUCUUCAAAAUGUGACUGGUUCAAAGACCAGCGUAAUCAUUGAUGGAGUGCAGCCUGGUAACAGCUACACCAUCAGUCUUCAACUGUAUUCAGGAGAUCUGGGCAGCCUGCCUGUAAUAAUCAGCUGUACGACUGACCCAAGAGGCAUUAUAGCUGGUGUGUUGGUGGCAGUCCUAAUACUUCUUAUGGUGAUCCUUGCUAUCGUCGUUUUACGCCGUAAGUCAAAUUGGCUAAGGCAAAAGCGGCUAACAGAAUCUGAAGUAACCGAUGAUAAAUUCAAAGUGGUUCCUGUGGGCAAGUUUGCAGAGCACUUCCACAAACUGAGCUGUGAUCAGAACAGAGGUUUCAGUGAAGAGUAUGAGAACUUGAGCACAGCUGGUGUGGAUCAGCCAUGUCACACAGCCCUCAUUCCAGAAAACAAGGCCAAAAACCGCUUCACCAAUGUGCUGCCCUAUGACUCAUCUCGAGUGAAGCUCUCAGUAAGAAACCGUGACAUGACCUCAGACUACAUCAAUGCCAACUAUAUGCCUGGCUAUGGCAAUAACAACAGGCAAUAUAUUGCUGCUCAAGGUCCUCUACCAAACACAGUGAAUGAUUUCUGGAGAAUGAUUUGGGAACAUGACGUUAAGGGAGUAGUCAUGGUGACCAAUUGUAAUGAAGGAGGGAAGGUUAAAUGUGAACAGUACUGGUCUGAAAUCUCCUUGCCCCAGACAUAUGGAAAUCUGGCAGUAACAGUUACCUCUGAGCACAAAGACAUCGACUGGACUCAGCGAGAGUUUAGUGUCAGAAAUAUGAUGACAUCAGAGGUCCGUCUUGUUAAACAUUUCCACUUCACCGCCUGGCCGGACCACGGCGUACCGAGCGGGACCUCAGCACUGAUGGAGUUCAGAGGGAUCGUGCGACACCACAUAGAGAGCUGUUGCUCACUAGCGCCCACAGUGGUGCACUGCAGUGCGGGGGUGGGUCGAACAGGCACCCUGAUUGCACUGGACGUGGCUCUGCAGCAAUUAGAGAUGGAGAGGGCUGUUGGCCUGGCUGUCUUUGUCCGUAAAAUGAGGCUUAAUCGACCGCUGAUGGUGCAGACAGAGUCCCAAUACAUCUUUUUGCACCAAUGCAUCAUGGACAAACUCAAAAAAGAAAUGAAAACAGAGGAACCUGUUUAUGAAAAUACAGACAUGAUAUAUGUUAAUUCAAUGGCACUGAGAGAUUUUGUUGCACAAAAUCCCAAAUCUUAACGCCUUUAGUUAAUUGCUCUGUCAAUGUGCUUCUUUUGAUAAAGUCUUUCCAAAAUUGUGUUGAAGUGCUCUUUUUCCAGUAGCUGAUCCAUGCCAUUUUAUUGUUUGCAGAUAAUAUUCCAUUUUAUUUAGGUUUUUUUGUGUAUUUUUUAAAUAUUAAUGCAAUACAAACUAAACAUCUAUUUUCUGAAACACAGGUACUGUUGUCAGUGUUGUGGCAGUUGUUUAAAAUAUAUAUAUUUUAAUUUAUUUUCUUUUUAAACUAAUAUGUAAAACAUGUUAUUACAUUCUUUUGCUGAAUUGUUUUAUGAAAUGCAAAAAAUAAGAUGUGAAUAUA